Molecule: messenger RNA, 525 nt
Organism: Saxophila tyrrhenica
Lineage: Eukaryota; Fungi; Ascomycota; Dothideomycetes; Mycosphaerellales; Extremaceae
Exons: 2
Coding region: 1-525 (174 amino acids)
Cellular component (GO): NuA4 histone acetyltransferase complex
Source: RefSeq, a predicted model, not a curated record
AUGGCAGAAAACGUCCCACCCGGCUCAGCAAAUCAAUCCAACAACGCCGCCGACCAGCCUGGCCGGCCAUACUACGAGUCUCUGCGCGCGACGCUCCGUCAAACCAUCGAGAAGAAGCGCAAGCUCGACGAGCAGAUCGCGGCAGUUGAAGAGCAGAUUUUCAAGGCGGAAGGCAGCUACUUGGAAGACACCGCAGGUUCGGGCAACAUAGUGCGUGGCUUCGAUGGCUGGGUCAAGGGCGUACAGGUCGGCGGACGGGGUGCGGCAGACGACAGGCGGAGGGGGCGCGUGAGAGACGACGACCGCGUCUUCAGCAGAAGCUCGGUCAGCUGGAUGAAGGCGCAGGACGGCUCUGAUUCAAACCCGACCUCGCAUGCACCAACGCCUACGGCCUCCCUCGCUGGCGGCAUGUCGACCAGAGAUACCAACAAGACCGGCAACAAGAAGAAGAGGGCUGCCGACAAGGACGAUGACGAGGAUGGGAAGACCAUGAAGAGAGGCAAGAUCUCUUACGGCCGAGAUUGA